UUCCUGUAAGAGAGAGAGAGAUUUGCAGAGGAACUUGCCAUUGAAGGUAAUCCAUUUACAAUCACGAAUCUUCCUGGUCCAGGUACACGUAGAUCCUCUAUUCUUCCGAUCCCGGUCAUCGGUUGCAAAUUUUCUUUUACUUGUUUUCUGAAAUGAAUUCGAAUUUUGGCAAACCCAACCAGCAGAAAGGUUCUGCAGCCUCUCUGAACAACUUUAAUUUCGACUUUGAUCUUGGGAUCGGAUCGAAUCGACCCAAAUCUCUCAAUGAUCAGAAAAACCAUACCCCGUCCAAUUCAUAUUUUACUUCUUCCUCCACAUUUUCGUCUACUCAACCAAGACCCGCUUGGCAACCAAGCAAACCAUCAUGGACUCACCAGCCGUCGCCCAGUCUGGCGGCUCAGUCCGGCUUGCCGGGUGGGCCUGUUUCAAUGGUUGGGGAUAUCUUCGGCAAGAGCUGGGGAUCGACUCAACCUUCGGCUUCGAAUUCGAGUAUCGGAACUAUUAAUAAAGAUCCUAAUCUCUUUGGGGAUUUGGUGGGCUCUGCCUUAGGACAGAGUUCUAAGAGUAGCGGCAAUGUUCCCCUGAAAAAUGCUUCUCCUAUUUCGAAGGCAUCCAGUACUGCAUCGAACAAGAGUUCGUUUUCCAUGGGGAACAUGGCGGAUUCUUUGCCUAAAACCAGUAGUACAGUUCAAAGCAAUGGAAGUUGGGGAUCUUCUGGGAAGGCGGGGAGCUAUUCCAGCGGCUACAAUAGUAAUAGUACUAUGAGCUCCAAUAAAAGCACCAAUCUUGGGGGUCCUUCAUUGCGCAGUGUGAGUGUUGGGGGUGGUGCGGCUGGUAGUGGAAUGAGUUCUAAUAAAGAUCCAUUUAGUUCUCUGUCUGGUUUUGGGUCCAAACAAUCUGGUAGUCUUAAUUCAGCGAGCAAAGCAAAAGAGAAUGACACGGGGAAUGAUGGUUUUGGACAUUUUCAGAGUGCUUCCAAACCGAGCUCUACUGCAUUCCCAUCAAGUAGUUCAACAGCAAAUAGUAUCAAUCUUAAUGGAUCCGCAUCUUUGGGCCAGAAGCCUGUGCAAACUUCUGGUAGUGAUCCAUUGGACAUGUUCUUCUCAAGUUCCUCGGCCACAUCUGGAAGUGCUCCUGUGGCCUCUGAAGAAUUUGGAGGACAGCCUUCUUCAGAAGUUGAUGACUGGGGCUUAGAUUCUGAGUUUGGUGGGGGAGGCCAUGAUAUGGGUGGAACAACCACUGAGCUUGAAGGACUCCCCCCUCCUCCUGCUGGUAUAUCUGGUUCUGCAGCAAAAGCCAAGGGGUUGGACAAUUACAAGCAGGGACAAUUUGCUGAUGCUAUAAAGUGGCUUUCCUGGGCUGUCAUCCUUCUUGAGAAAUCAGGUGAUAAUGCAGGCACUACGGAAGUUUUGUCAUGCAGGGCCUCGUGUUUCAAAGAAGUUGGGGAGUACAAAAAAGCAGUAGCGGAUUGUACGAAGGUGCUUGAGAUUGAAGAAACAAAUGUAUCCGUUCUCGUACAACGUGCUCUUUUAUAUGAGAGUAUGGAAAAGUACAAACUUGGUGCUGAAGACCUGAGAACUGUUCUGAAGAUUGAUCCUAGUAAUAGGGUUGCAAGAAGCACCAUUCACCGAUUGAAUAAGAUGGCUGAUUAGUGAUUUUUUCUUUUGGCCAAUCUGAAAUUCAUUCAUGUCUCAUUCCCAUAGUUUCAUUGCCCUAACCCCUCAGUCCCAAUAGGUUGGGGGUGAUGGUAAAUUUAAUUUCAAGUUAUACACUGUUCUGAUUGUUGCCCCCCUUCAUAUGAUGUUGCAUGUAAGUUUUUUGCCUUGUUUCUGGCACAUAUCUUGCAAUUGCUAUGGUUACCGCAUACCCUUGAGCUAAGAUUCGAACUGGAUUAUGAAAUACAUACUUCUUUUCCGCUU
Neltuma alba is the source of this 1919-nucleotide messenger RNA. RefSeq lists its product as uncharacterized. NCBI's taxonomy places the organism in Eukaryota, Viridiplantae, Streptophyta, Magnoliopsida, Fabales, Fabaceae. The transcript has 2 exons. Gene Ontology annotation, molecular function: protein binding. The record is from RefSeq and is a predicted model, not a curated record. The coding region runs from base 153 to 1652 and encodes 499 amino acids.